AUGUUCGAGGUUACUGCAAAGUAUGUGCCGCCUAUUCGGCCAAUCGGGCGUGGAGCCUACGGAAUUGUGUGUUCGGCCAUCAACUCGGAGACUCAGGAGGAGGUGGCGAUCAAGAAGAUCGCCAAUGCCUUUGACAACCGGAUCGACGCCAAGAGAACGCUGAGGGAGAUCAAGCUGCUGCGACACAUGGACCACGAGAACGUGGUGGCUAUCAGGGACAUCAUCCCUCCUCCAGCGCGCGACACCUUUAAUGAUGUCUACAUUGUGUAUGAGCUCAUGGACACGGAUCUGCACCAGAUCAUUCGCUCUAACCAGCAACUGACUGAAGAUCACUGCCAGUACUUCCUCUACCAGCUCCUCCGGGGUCUCAAGUACGUGCACAGCGCCAAGGUGCUUCACCGCGACCUCAAGCCCUCCAACCUGCUGCUCAACGCCAAUUGCGACCUCAAGAUCUGUGACUUUGGGCUCGCCAGAUCGGCAGAGGAGAGUGACUACAUGACAGAGUAUGUGGUAACCAGAUGGUACCGUGCCCCAGAGCUGCUGCUCAACAGCAAGGCGUACACGGCAGCCAUCGACCUGUGGUCCGUGGGGUGCAUCUUCAUGGAGCUGCUGAAUCGCGAGCCGCUGUUCCCCGGCAAGGACUAUGUGGACCAGCUGCGCCUCAUCACCUCGAUCAUCGGGUCUCCGGACGAUUCAGACAUCUCGUUCCUCGAGAGUGAUAACGCGCGCCGCUACGUGCGCUCGCUGCCCUUUGUGCGCAAGCAGCCCCUCGCCGCGCGCUUCCCCAACAUGGCUCCCCUGGCGUUGGAUCUCAUGGAGCGGAUGCUGCUGUUUGAUCCUGCCAAGCGCAUCACAGGUGGGUCAGAGUGGGUGGCACAAGAAGGGUCUAUGUAUGGGACAGUCGUGGGAGUAUGA
Molecule: messenger RNA, 915 nt
Organism: Closterium sp. Naga37s-1
Lineage: Eukaryota; Viridiplantae; Streptophyta; Zygnematophyceae; Desmidiales; Closteriaceae
Source: the annotation of a GenBank genome assembly